AGUGAUGAAAGUUUCGGCUAUAAAUACGCUUUCCAAGGUCUCGUUUUUCUCUCAAGAUUUCCAUUGAGUAGUGGUGUUGUGCUUCUUGGUUCUCUUCUCCGAUCGGCCGUCGUCAUUUCAUUGCUUUGGUUGGAGUUUCUGGAAUGGAUCACAUUAAGAGUCCAUUCAAGGGAGUUAGUGAAGAUUUCAAAGGAAGAGCAGCAUGUUAUAAGCAAGAUUGGGUUCGUGGAUUCCAUUCAGGCUUCAGGUUGAUCUCUCAGGCACUCAUGAGGCUUUGUGUUUGCUCUGUUAUGUUUCUUAUGAUUUUUCUUUCUGAGACAGAUGGGGCAUUGAGCACAGUUGAAACUUUAGCUUCUACUGCCAUUUGUGGCAUAAUACAUGCAAUUCUUGGUGGACAACCCAUGCUGAUUGUUGGAGUCGCUGAGCCAACAGUGAUAAUGUACACAUACUUAUACAAUUUUGCCAAGCAUCGUUCUGAUCUGGGUGGGCGUCUCUAUUUGGCCUGGGCUGGAUGGGUUUGUAUCUGGACCGCUUGCUUCCUUUUUCUUCUUGCAAUGUUCAAUGCUUCUGCCAUUAUCAGUAGAUUUACUAGAGUUGCAGGAGAACUCUUUGGGAUGUUGAUCACUGUUCUCUUCAUUCAAGAAGCUAUCAAGGGUAUUGUUAGUGAGUUCAAUAUACCAAAGGGUGAAGACCACAGUCAAUCUCUUUACCAAUUCCAUUGGCUAUAUACAAAUGGAUUAUUGGGCAUCAUAUUCUCAAUCGGCUUAUUAUACACAGCAUUGAAAAGCAGGAGGGCGAGGUCAUGGCGUUAUGGCACAGGUUGGUUUAGAAGUUUCAUUGCUGACUAUGGAGUCCCCUUGAUGGUCCUAGUGUGGACAGCAAUGUCAUAUGCAGUCCCAAACAAAGUUCCUUCUGGUGUUCCAAGGAGGCUGUUCAGUCCACUUCCAUGGGAAGCAGAAUCAUUGCAUCAUUGGACUGUUGCAAAAGGUAAUCAUGAUCUGCUGUCUGUUCCCCCCACAUACAUAUUUGCUGCUCUGAUACCAGCUGUAAUGGUUGCGGGACUAUACUUUUUCGAUCAUAGUGUUGCUUCGCAAAUGGCCCAGCAGAAGGAAUUUAACCUGAGAAAUCCUCCUUCUUACCAUUAUGAUAUACUGGUCCUUGGUCUUAUGGUUUUGAUUUGUGGGUUGCUAGGAAUACCCCCUUCUAAUGGGGUCCUACCUCAGUCACCUAUGCACACUAAAAGCCUGGCAGUUCUCAAGAGACAGUUAAUCCGUAAGAAGAUGGUCAAUUGUGCCAAGGAGAGCAUAAGACAGAAGGCUAGCAGCACAGAAAUCUUCGGGAAAAUGGAAGAGAUUUUCAUAGAAAUGGAUGAACGGCGUACUCCUACAAUAACAGUGGAUAAGGAGCUCAAGGACCUUAAGGAUGCAGUUAUGAGAAAUGAAGACAAUGGCAUGGAAUUGAAUGGUCCUUUUGAUCCAGAGAAGCACAUUGAUGCCCACCUACCUGUUCGAGUCAAUGAGCAAAGAGUCUCCAAUUUAUUACAGUCCCUUUUGGUUGGAGCUUGUGUAGGAGCUAUGCCAUUUAUCAAGAAGAUACCAACAUCUGUUCUUUGGGGAUAUUUUGCUUACAUGGCCAUUGACAGUCUUCCCGGGAAUCAGUUCUGGGAGAGGCUAUUACUUCUAUUCAUUACUCCUCGCCGCCGGUUCAAGGUUCUUGAAGGUCCUCAUGCUUCAUUUGUGGAGACAGUACCCUUUAAGGCAACAGCAGCAUUCACAAUCUUCCAAUUUGUGUACCUUCUACUUUGCUUUGGUGUGACAUGGAUACCGAUCGCAGGAAUAUUGUUUCCAUUACCAUUUUUCCUCCUGAUUAUUAUUAGACAGCAUGUUCUACCAAAGUUCUUUAGACGGCAUCACUUGUCGGAACUGGAUGCAGCCGAGUAUGAAGAAUUCUGUGCAACACCUCGCCGUAACGGCAGCUUUUCAUUCCAUGACUGCGAAGAAUCCGAAACUGGCAGUGGCAAUGACAGUGUGGAAGUUUGUGAUGCUGAGAUUCUAGAUGCUCUAACAACCAGCAGAGGAGAGUUUAAACGUAGAUCUGUUAGCUUCAAUGAUAGGUCCCUGCAGGUUCAUCCAGAGCAGGUCCCUCAAAAGUAAAUGCAAAUUGAAAUGAAGAAGGUUGUUGCUAGUAAAACAGUGAAAAUACUGUCUUGGUGACAAGAUUCUAAUCAUUCUUUGGUUUUUAAUUUGGUGGUCUGGACCAUGAUUUUCUUUGAAGGAAGGAAGUGCUUGAAUUUUCAGAGGAUAAAGAGAGAAUUCAAGAGCAAUUAGGAAUGACAUCUGAUUUCCAUUUUGUCACUAAAUGUACAGAUGAAUAUUAUGACCUGUUUGUUAGACUUUACAAGCUAAUGUACUAUUUUGAAUGGAAAACAAGAGCUUGAUCAAAUUCAAUUUCUCUGUUCCAUUGUUUUCUUGUAUUUUGAAUUCUCUGGCAUGAAAUUGAUAGAUGAAGAAAAUGAUUACUUGAUCCAAAGCAGUGUAAAUGUGA
This is a messenger RNA of Dioscorea cayenensis subsp. rotundata (Guinea yam), 2544 nucleotides long. RefSeq names its product boron transporter 4-like. Gene Ontology annotation, molecular function: solute:inorganic anion antiporter activity. Gene Ontology annotation, cellular component: plasma membrane. Lineage: Eukaryota; Viridiplantae; Streptophyta; Magnoliopsida; Dioscoreales; Dioscoreaceae. The record is from RefSeq and is a predicted model, not a curated record. Gene Ontology annotation, biological process: transmembrane transport; monoatomic anion transport; monoatomic ion homeostasis.